AUGACGUUAGCGGAUAAGAGCUUCUCUCGAUAUUCGGAUCAGGUUCAUCGUUUAUCAACAACAGCACAGCCCCAGGACUUGAAGGCCGCCUCAGUAGCGAUCAACCAAACCUCGUCCGCAGCCCCCGCGGCGCCGGGUCCGCUCGCUCAUUCUAUCCGUCAGCAAGGUAGACAAUCCGUCUCGGAGGACGCGAACCGGAAGGCGCAGCAGCUCGCUGACGAAUGGGGUUCUGAGAUUAGCCGUUAUGGUUUGACAUCUGCAACCCUCAUCCGCGAGCCUCCGGUCGUUCGGAAUGCUCCGUCUAGGACCCCGUUCGCCUCUUCCCCCAGCAAACUGCGCCAAUCCGUAACCGACAGCAAUCCGCCGCCUGUGAGACCGGUCGCGGCUCUCCAGAGCAAGCGCAGCUCCGAAGAGAACGGCCUCGACCCGGGAGCCCGCCAUUCGCCCCCCAAGAGAGCCCGCCUCACGGCUCCGUCACAGAUUAGCCUGAGCAGUAUCCCGCAGACGCCGUCUCCCGGUACCGACCAGGUCGUCUCCCCCAUUUUCUUCUCCAGCUCCUCACGGCCAAUGCCGAUCCGCCCUCCGAGCUAUCCUUCUACGGAAGGCACCAGCACCAUGAUCAAUCGAAUUCACGAGGGUGACGAGAGGGUCACCACGCAUCGCCUGCCCAAGGGCAAUGUCAGCUCGGCAGGUACCAAUCGUUCAUCGAGUACGCCAGGAAGUUGGCCAUUUGACAGCCCCGGGACUGAUGGACGGGCUUUGAGCCCGAGUCUGCAGCAAUUACAGGGCAUUGGGGUGAUUGAGUUGCUCGAGCAGGACGAACGCCCGACCUUCAUCAUUGACCUCGCAAAUAGUGCUAAUUAUCGGACGGGUCCCAUUGAGGUUUUGUUCGCCAAUGCGGCGCUCCGAGCAUCACAAACUGUCCUUGAUCUGGUGUCGUCAGACACUCUGGACCCCGAGAACAAUACUGACUUCUCGCGCUUCAAGGCUUGGAUAUUGAGUUUUGUUCGAAAUAAUGAGUCGAUGGAUGUCUGCUUGCCGUCCUUGUCCUACGGGGGGAUCAGCUGGACCUGUUCAACUUUGCGAAGGCGGUAUCGCUUUGUCAGUGGGAAUAGCAGCGCUGUGUCCAUUACGCCCACCUCACCGAGCCCUCCCGCGCAAGCAUCAUCAGUUCUUGGCCAGAGGAAUCGUGGGCCUACGCCUUCAAGGGAUCCUACGACCCCAAGGGAACGUUCUUCGAGCGAGACCGACUACUUUGGCGAUACUACAGCGCGCGAAUCUGUCCGUCGAUCACAUUCUGUGCCAAGAGAUGUCAUUGACGUCGAUCCUGAGACACCCAUACAACAAGAAUCAAACCCGGACGACGACGACGACGACGACUCAAGUCCGUCAUUUGACUGGACUCGUAUCGCCAUCAGCCCCUCGUUGCCGUCGCAUAUCCAGUUUGCGCGCUCCAUAGACUGGGCCUCGACUCCGUUAGGACCUAUAGAGAACUGGGCGGCCGACCUGCGAAGCAUGUCAAACCUAAUCAUGGGAAGUCCGCACCCUGCUGCGCUGUACUGGGGACAUGACUACACUUCUAUCUACAACGAGGCAUACAUUGCAUUGGCAGGCCGGAAACACCCACGGAUGAUGGGCAACAGUUACAUGGACGCCUGGGCUGAGAUAUGGGACGCCAUUGAGCCGAUCUUUGGCGAAGCCUGGAAUUCGGGACAGGCCACCAUGAAACACGACGACAGGCUAUUCAUCAUUCGCAACGGCUUUCUAGAAGAGACUUACUUCAGCUGGUCCAUUGUGCCGGUGGUCGGGGCUGAUGGCUCGGUAGUGGCCCUGUACAAUCCCGCGUUCGAGAACACGCGUCGCAAAGUGAACGAACGGAGGAUGUUGACACUACGAGAGAUCGGCGAGAAGACCGCGCUCUCGCAGACCGUGAACGAGUUUUGGGGGCUUGUACAGCAGGGCCUUGCGUACAACCCCUGGGACAUUCCAUUUGCGCUCAUAUACUCCGUGGCUGAAGAUUCGGAGAGCGAGUCAUCAUCAAUGCACUCCGGGAGCCUGUCUAACCCGCCUCAGAUAGUACUUGAGGGUUCACUCGGCGUUCCUGAGAACCACCACGCCGCUGUGGAUUCAAUCGAUCUUCGAACGAGCGGCGAUGGGUUCGCACCUUAUAUGAGGGAAUCGAUGGCCCAGCAAGGGAUGCCUGUGGUUCUUUCGAAAGAAGACGGAACUUUACCUAGUUCUCUCAUCGAAGGACUAGAGUUCAGGGGCUUUGGUGAUCCCUGCAGGACUGUGGUCGUGUUUCCGGUUCAUCCUACCACUACUGGCGAUGCCGUCGUCGGUUUCAUUGUGGUCGGCGUCAACCCCCGGCGACCAUACAACGAAGACUAUCAACUCUUCAUCAACCUCCUCUCCCGGCAACUCGCCACGUCUUUGGCUUCAGUGGUGCUCUUUGAAGAAGAAAUCAAGCGUGGCCAACGAGCGGCCAGGCUUGCAGCAUUGGAUCGCCAAGAGCUGUCUCUGCAGCUCCGUCUGCGAACCCAAGAGGCUGUCGAGAGCGAAUACAAGUUCACUAGAAUGGCCGAGUUUGUUCCUGUUGGGAUGUUUAUCGCGAACGAGCAUGGAGUCAUCAACUACUGCAACGACGCGUGGUGGGAGAUCUCACGCCACCCUCGAUCAGAUUUCCGAUCGGCAAACACGGUCGAGACAUGGAUGCAAAGUGUUCGGGACGAGGACAGGGCUGGUGUCGCGGCAGUCUGGCAGAGACUGGUCACGGAGAAGGUUGCCAUCACUCACGAAUUCCGGUUCAAGAACAUACGUGAGGCAGACGGCCACGCCGUAGAUACGUGGGCUCUCAUGAGUGCCUAUCCCGAGAAGACGGAGGGCGGCGAGCUGAGGCGCAUCUUUGGGUGCCUGACAGACAUAUCACAGCAGAAAUGGGCAGAAGUUCUCCAGAAGCAACGCAUGGAGGAAGCGGUCGAGCUCAAGAGACAGCAGGAGAACUUUAUCGACAUUACCAGUCACGAGAUGCGCAAUCCUCUUAGCGCCAUACUGCAGUGUGCGGACGAGAUCACCAAUACCAUCGUCAGUCACCGUUCAGAGGACCCGUCGGCGUACGUGCCAGGAAAGUUCAACCUGCUGCUGGAGAGCUGCCUCGAGGCGUCAAACACCAUCUCGCUGUGCGCUAGCCACCAGAAACGGAUCGUGGACGACAUCCUCACGCUGUCCAAGCUCGACUCUCAGCUGCUUCUGGUCACCCCGGUCGAUGUUCAGCCUGCUGUCGUCAUCCAGAAUGUGCUCAAGAUGUUCGAGACUGAGCUCAAUUCCAACGAUAUACGGGGCGAAUUCCGCAUCGAAAAGUCAUACCAAGACUUGGAUAUCGACUGGGUCAAACUUGAUCCUUCUCGCCUCCGACAGAUCCUGAUCAACCUCAUGACCAACGCCAUCAAGUUCACCCAGUCACGGGAAAGAAGGGCCAUUGUCAUAAGUCUGGGCGCAACCCUCGACAUCGAAGAUUCGGCCGAGAGCAGUCGUUCAUACUUCCCAUCCCGGAGCCCUGAGCGGGAGAAUAUCACCGACGAGCCUGGCUGGGGCAGUGGGCACAAGAUUAAGCUGCAUGUCGCCGUGACAGAUACCGGUCCUGGCCUUGAUGACCAUGAGAAGAAGAUGCUCUUCCAGCGCUUUUCGCAGACCUCGCCACGCACACACGUGCAGUAUGGUGGCUCUGGCCUCGGGCUGUUUAUUUCCCGCAUCUUGACAGAGCUGCAAGGUGGACAGAUCGGAGUCACUUCUGAGAAGGGCCUGGGCAGCACUUUCGCCUUUUAUAUCAAGAGUCGCAUGGUACCGCUGACGCAGCUCUCGCCCUCCAUCAAGCCUCCCGCUUCGAGCCCCUUCAAGCGAGCCGACAGUGGCGUGGCUCCGGUAACAUACACUGCUUAUGCGACCAGCGGAAGCAAGCCACCGACGCCGGUAGCCCAAGAUAUAGUGCCACGGGCAGUACCAGACAUCGCCAUGACUGACCCGGACGCAUCGGCACCUCUUGACGUGCUGAUUGUGGAAGACAACCUGGUCAACCAAAAGGUUCUCCAGAGGCAGCUUCGCAAAUGCGGCAACAACACCCACGUCGCGAACCACGGCAUAGAAGCGCUCGAGGCGCUGCGUCGCUCUACCUUUUGGAGCCCAGAGCACGCCCAUCAGCGACCGCAGCUGACCACCUCGUCGUCGAACCUGUCGAGCGUCUCGGGCUCCUCGGACACGAGCCACGGCAGGAAGAGCGAGCCUGACAACAUCAACAUUUCGGUAGUGCUGAUGGACCUCGAGAUGCCGGUGAUGGACGGGAUGACGUGUGCGCGCAAGAUCCGCGAGCUCGAGGCGGACGGCACGAUCCGCGGCCAUGUGCCGAUCAUCGCGGUCACGGCGUAUGCUCGGCCGGAGCAGAUUGAGAAUGCCAAAGCCGCUGGAAUUGACGAUGUCAUUUCGAAGCCAUUCCGGAUCCCGGAUCUCAUGCCCAAGAUUGAGGAGCUUGUAGCAAAAUACAACACACACACGAUUUCUACGCCAGCUUAG
Thyridium curvatum is the source of this 4563-nucleotide messenger RNA. RefSeq lists its product as uncharacterized. The transcript has 2 exons. Gene Ontology annotation, molecular function: phosphorelay sensor kinase activity. Gene Ontology annotation, biological process: regulation of DNA-templated transcription; phosphorelay signal transduction system; phosphorylation. The record is from RefSeq and is a predicted model, not a curated record. The coding region runs from base 1 to 4563 and encodes 1520 amino acids. NCBI's taxonomy places the organism in Eukaryota, Fungi, Ascomycota, Sordariomycetes, Thyridiales, Thyridiaceae.